This is a messenger RNA of Nilaparvata lugens (brown planthopper), 1047 nucleotides long. RefSeq names its product acanthoscurrin-2-like. The record is from RefSeq and is a predicted model, not a curated record. The coding region runs from base 154 to 837 and encodes 227 amino acids. The transcript is spliced from 6 exons. NCBI's taxonomy places the organism in Eukaryota, Metazoa, Arthropoda, Insecta, Hemiptera, Delphacidae.
UUCAUAUUAUAAAAGCCGGGUCGGGAUCAACUUAAGGCAUAAUUCAGUUUCCAUCAGCUGAGAUAGGAGUGUGAAUUUAUUGUACAGUGGAUAUUUGGUUCUGUCAAAAACAUUAGAUCUAGGGUAGAGAGAUAGUUCGUGAGCUAUUCAGCCAUGAAGGUCCUUUGCUUGUCUAUUGUGUUGGCGGUGGUUGUCAAUGAAGUCUACGGUGGAUUUGGAGGCGGUGGAUACGGAGGCGGUGGAUAUGGAGGCGGAGGUGGUUGGAAGAGUGGCGGAUUUGGCGGGGGUGGCUAUGGAGGAGGCGGUAGGAGCUAUGGAGGAGGCGGCUGGAGCAGCGGAGGUAGCGGCUGGAGUAGCGGAGGUGGAGGCUGGAAAAGCGGAGGCGGUUACGGAGGCGGUUAUGGAGGCGGUAGCGGCUGGAAGAGCAGCCUAGGCGGUUUCGGGGGCGGCAGUGGUUGGAAGAGCGGUUUUGGAGGCGGCGGAUAUAGCGGAGGCGGUGGAUACAGCAGUGGAUGGAAGCCUAGUUUCGGAAAGAGUUUGGGUGGAUGGAGCGGAAGUAGCGGUGGAUAUGGAGGUGGAUAUGGAGGUGGAUAUGGAGGUGGAUACGGAGGUGGGCAUGGAGGUGGAGCCCCUAUCAUAAAGAUCAUCAAGGUUAGCAGCGGAGGAGGUGGAUACGGAGGUGGAGGCUACGGAGGAGGCUACAGCGGAGGUCACGGAGGAGGUUGGAAGUCGUCGGGAGGUUUCGGAGGAGGAAGCUAUGGAGGUGGUUACGGAGGAGGUAGCAGUUAUGGAGGCGGUGGAUGGAAGUCAGGAGGUGGUGGAGGUGGUUGGUGGUAGAAGCCCACGAACAAAAACCAAAAAAAGAAAUCACCAAAUAUUUUUCAACCCACAUCAUCAUCACUCGCCAUUUUUUUACAAUGAUUUUAAUCGAUAACAUUUCCACUGACAAAAUCCAGAGACAUGUGAUUAUUAGAAGGAGCUAUCAAUAGUGAUAGAAUUUGUGAUUAUUUUUGUACAGUGUAAAUUAAAGCGGAUAUUUUUACAAAA